UAUGCUUCCAAAAAAACAUUAACUUAAUGCGUUAAUUACAAAUAUUAACUUGAAUAAAGAUCAUUCCGGUAGCAAACAUCAUUCAGUACGGUUCAAAUAAAUAAGAUGAAUAAGGUUCGAACAAAAUUGAAAAUUCUUGGACCUCGUCUGAAAUUUACUUUUGAGAAUCUAUCAGUUCACGGUCCCAACUUUUUGGUGCGGAAAGACGUUCAUUUCAUAUAUAGAUUCAUAUAUUUUCUCAUCUAUGUCAAUGUGUGGAUAGCCGCAGUUGCCUCAAUUUACAAGUACAUUCUAAGCUAUCAAGAAGAUAAAAUACGAUUUACUACUCGCACGAACUACCUCGAUUGGAAUACCACGUUUCCGUCCAUUACAAUCUGCGAAACUCCUAAUAUUAACAAAAUAUUAGAUACAGUCCAGAAGAUGAACGUUGAGAAUGCUCCUAACAUGGUAGUCCUCGCCACUGAUAUUGCAUACUUUAAUGGAGAAUGCCAAAGUUGCAAAUAUGACCUAGAUUUUCAAGGAAUAAGUAUUGAUUUUGUUGAUAUCACGAAUAUAUUUCAUUCUGAAUGUAAAGACCUUUUUAUCAGCUGCAUUUGGGACGAUAAACCUAUUAAUUGUUGUCAACAUUUUAAUUCCAUUCAAACGGAAUUCGGUCGAUGUUUUUCUAUGAAUAAUAAACAAAUUGAAGUUAAGUCUCCAAUGUCUUACAUAGCUUCGUCGAAUCAACGUAAAUUAGGUACGCUACAACUGGAACUAUCAGCAAACAGUGAAGCAUUUUUACAUUCUCAAGAGGAUGUACCGUAUUGGAAUAUAGAAUACGAUAGGCGCCUUUCAAUACCAUUUGGAAGCAGUGGUUCUAUACAUUUCUCAAUUGUGGAUGUAAAUAAUGACCCUGAUGUUUCCUUCACUCCUCCAGAAGUUCGUAAGUGUCGAUUCCCUAACGAAUUACCAGAAAAUUUUCUAGGUUACAAACACUACAGUUACUCAACGUGUAUCAUCAACUGUCGCAUUGAAGCCCAGCUCGAAAUCUGCAACUGUACAUCUCAUUUAGCUCCAAUAGAAUUCAAACCACGAUAUUGUGAUUUAGAUGGAUUGAAAUGUCUUACGAAAUACUAUGGAAUAUUGAAGAAACUGAAAGUACCUGGGUUCAACGAGACUGGUUUGAAUUGCGAUUGUCUGUCGUCUUGUGUUGAGCCCGAUUACAAUAUCGUUGCUAGAAAGAUAUCUGAAUCUGAAAACGAGCUAAAAGCUAGUAGUGUAAAAUUUAUUUUAAGCAACCAGCCAUAUGAAAUAGUGACCCGUCAAGUAGCUCGUACAACGCUAGACUUAGUAGUUGCCAUGGGAAAUUGUUUUGGGCUUGGUUUUGGUGGUUCAUUACUCUCUAUUGCUGAAGUUUUUUAUUAUAUAUGUUUUAAGCAAUGGAAAUACAUACGUGAAACAAACGAAUGAAAUACUGUAGCUAUUUUUAACUGAAAUAAAUACGACCAGC
Messenger RNA from Danaus plexippus (monarch butterfly), 1489 nucleotides. Its product is annotated as sodium channel protein Nach-like. The record is from RefSeq and is a predicted model, not a curated record. NCBI's taxonomy places the organism in Eukaryota, Metazoa, Arthropoda, Insecta, Lepidoptera, Nymphalidae. Gene Ontology annotation, cellular component: membrane. The transcript has a single exon. Gene Ontology annotation, molecular function: ligand-gated sodium channel activity. Gene Ontology annotation, biological process: sodium ion transmembrane transport. Bases 106 to 1449 code for a protein of 447 amino acids.